CAUGCGCAGCGCUCCAAGAGGAAUAUACUGGGGAUAUGGGGCUACUGCUUGGAUGGCAUGCCGAGGUCAUAACUUAUAUUUUAUGUGUUCAAAACAAGCAAUGUGUAUUUGGAAAACGGAAUGACAGCAACAAGUAGAUGGCUAUAGCUUUUUUCGGAUACAGAUGGGGGAGUCAAAUUCCCCUGCAUAUCCAAGUUACAAUAAAUCGUGCGGAAAAUCAAUUCUUUGAAACGGUCCCUUAGGUCUACCGUGAGAAAACUGCCGAAAGCAGCGCUACAUUAGGCGUAGUUAAUUAUGAUUAUUUUUAUUGUUUAUUUGUUUAUUACGGUCGUUUGUGAUAGAUUAGCUUGAAAGUAGUAAAAGCAUAACUAGCCAAAAUUAAUGAACCAUUCUCGUGGGAAAAACAUGCCUCGUACAGACUCUUUUGAACUACUUGAAUACCACGAAAUAACUUCUCUCCUUAUUACCUCCCUUUCCAAUGCUAUGGAUUCUCUACCAAGACAGUAAAUAACGGAAUUGUUUUAUUCUACAGAAAAAAAGAGAAAUAGCGAUUGUACAUUUCGGGAUGAUGCGCCUUAUACCUUUCCUGAUGCUCGGGCAAUUCGUGGUGCACUUGUGGAUAUCCGAUGCGCAGGGGGAAUACUGUCACGGCUGGCUGGAUGGGAACGGGAACUACCACGAAGGCUUCCAGUGCCCAGAGGGCUUCGACGCCCGGGACGCGGCCGUGUGCUGCGGCUCCUGCUCGCUGCGCUACUGCUGCGCGGCGGCGCACGCAAGGCUGGACCAGGGCGGCUGCACCAACGACCGGAGGCUGGAGAGUCCGGAGCUGGUGGCGCAGCCGACCUACAUGCCCUUCCUGGCGGUGGGCUCCAUGUUUGUGGCUUUCGUGGUUCUUGCUUCUCUGGUUGCCGUUUACUGCUGCACCUGCCUUCGGCCCAAAAGGCCGACCCAGCCGUCCCGCUGCUACUCCCUCGCCGGCUGCCAGGCGGAGACCAUCCCCAUGAUCCUCACGGUGACCUCCUCCAUCCCGCGGCCCCCCUCACGCCAGUCCAGCACCAUCACCACCAGCUCCAGUGGAAGCUCCGGUCAUCCAGCUACACCUACAUCCAACCUGCUUCCUCCGCUCGCCUACAGUUUCUCGCUCUGCAGCCAGGAUGACCUAACGAGACCCGCUUUACAGCUGCAACAGCCCCUGCACCCCUCCAGCCCUGCUUCUCGCUCCCCCUACCUCCUGAUCCCCUUUGCAGGGGAAGGGCCUUUGCAGACUUCAGCCAAAGUCGAACUGGAUUCCUGUCUACAGCACAGAAUCACACUCCCCUUUGAAACUGAAAAGGCCACAUUUACUGACUAAUUUCUCCAGAUAGAGGCCAAUUCUCUGUAUCUGUGUUGUUAGAACACAGAGGGACAUGAUGGCACAGAUGGAGACACUGCAGUGGAGAGAGAGGCAAUCUGGAAAAUAAGGGAAUAUCUGUGAUGUAGGACUCAAGAGAGGCCCGGAGAGCCCAGGCUGGGAUAGCAGGCAGCCGCCCUGCCCCGCCUAGCUAGUAAAACGGGGAAGGUGUAUUUUACUGUCUGGACUCUCUGUUACUUUUUAAAUAAACAUAUGCACUUUUAAAAA
Brienomyrus brachyistius is the source of this 1618-nucleotide messenger RNA. RefSeq names its product protein shisa-3 homolog. The transcript has 2 exons. Bases 566 to 1351 code for a protein of 261 amino acids. NCBI's taxonomy places the organism in Eukaryota, Metazoa, Chordata, Actinopteri, Osteoglossiformes, Mormyridae. The record is from RefSeq and is a predicted model, not a curated record.